CCGCUGAGCAGGCAGCACCAUGUCAAUGUGACAGCUGAUCGGGUGAAUGAUGCACCACUAACCACAGCGGAAAAGAGGAGGGGGAAAUAAAAAGCAGAGCCACGGUUCUCUUCACUGGAUUGUGAGCAUUUGCCAGUCAGGAGCAGAUCAGUGGCAAGUGUAACGGGGAAUUGUAGCUGGAAGCAAGCAGUUUCCUCUCUUACUGUCAAAGGAAAAGGAUCUAUGUAUUGUACUCUGUAAUGUGCAAGCUCUCUGCAGCACAGGACUGUUCUUGAAAACCUUCAAAGGAGCUUAAUGAAUGCAAAGGCAAAGCAUUCACUAGAGCUUGUAGCUCAAGUAUGAAGGUGUCAAAGGACUGAGAGAGGACGAAAUACAAUCAUGGAAACCCAUAAUAAUAUAACUAAAAAUCUAGUGCAUCAUCUCCUGUAGAGAUUUCCACAUAAAUCAUCAUUCCUUAGCAUAUCAGUUCCAGUGUGCUAAGGUUACAGUGACAUUCAUAAAUGCAGCGUGCAUGAAAACUUUGGACAAGCAAUUUCAAAAAGUUCAAUAUUUCAGUCAAGGACAGCAUUCUGCUUAUGUGACUUUUGUGACGCCACAUUUGUGUAUAUAAAAUCUGUGAACAAACAUUGGCUAUAUGGUUACAAAUACUUAAAUUUUGGAAGGAUUCACUGCCUUUUUUGGGAAAUCAGGUCAAGAUGAGGGAUACUUCAUUUACUAUUCAUUUCCUUGCUGGACUUGCAAUGGCUGCCCUAAUAAAUGCUGUGGAGAAGAAAAUAGACUGUCCUGAACUGUGUAUAUGUGAAAUAAGGCCGUGGUUCUCACCAAAAUCCAUUUAUAUGGAAGCUCCGACAGUGGACUGUAAUGAUUUAGGACUUUUUGUUCUGCCAGAGAAAUUACCUGCUGACACACAAGUUUUACUGCUGCAAACGAACAACAUUACAAAAAUUGAGAAAUCUGUGGACUAUCUGAGCAACAUAACUGAGAUAGACUUAUCUCAAAACAAUAUAUCUUCGACAAGAGAUAUCAAUUUAGGACAGCUCCUUCAACUUUUGGCUCUGCACUUGGAAGAAAACAAGCUAAACAAACUGCCUGACAACUGUUUGCCUGCACUAUCCAAUCUUCAGGAACUGUACAUCAAUCAUAACUUGAUUUCAGCUAUUGCACCUGGGGCUUUUGUUGGACUUCGUAAUCUUCUCAGGCUUCAUCUUAAUUCAAACAGGUUGCAGAUGAUUAACAGCAAGUGGUUUGAGGCUAUUCCCAAGCUAGAGAUUUUAAAGAUUGGGGAGAAUCCAAUAAUCAGAAUCCAAGAUAUGAACUUUAAGCCGCUUAUCAACCUGCGCAGCCUGGUUUUAGCAAGAGCAAAUCUUACGGAAAUACCUGAUUAUGCUUUGGUAGGCCUUGAUAGCUUGGAAAGCAUCUCUUUUUAUGACAAUUUAUUUGUUAAAGUGCCCCACAUUGCUCUUCAGCAGGUUCACAGUCUAAAGUUUUUGGAUUUAAAUAAAAACCCUCUUGAGAGAAUACAGAGGGGAGACUUCAGGGAUAUGAUGCACUUGAAAGAAUUGGGAAUUAAUAACAUGCCUGAGUUAGUUUCCAUUGACAGUUUUGCUUUAAGCAACUUGCCAGAAUUAACAAAAAUAGAAGCCACAAAUAACCCCAGACUAUCGUUUAUUCAUCCCAAUGCAUUCUAUAAACUUCCAAGACUUGAAACACUGAUGCUCAACAGCAAUGCUUUAAGCGCCCUGUACCGGAUUACAAUAGAGUCUCUUCCUAACCUCAGAGAGAUCAGCAUGCAUAGUAAUCCGAUCAGAUGUGACUGCGUCAUUCGCUGGAUCAACAUGAAUAAAACUGCAGUUCGAUUUAUGGAGCCAGAUUCAUUGUUUUGUUCGGAACCACCAGAGUUACAAGGUCAGCAAGUUAGACAAGUACACUUCAGGGAGAUGAUGGAGAUUUGCCUCCCACUUAUUGCUCCAGAAAGCUUUCCUCUUCAGAUAAACACCAAUAAUGAAAGUUCCGUUUCAUUACACUGUAGGGCAUUUGCAGAACCAGAGCCAGAAAUCUAUUGGAUCAUUCCUUCUGGACAUAAAAUACUUCCCAACACAGUCUCUGAUAAAUACUACAUGCACCCCGAGGGAACCUUUGAAAUAUAUGGCAUUACAGAGCAUGAAGCAGGGCUGUACACGUGUGUUGCUCAUAAUCUUGUCGGUGCAGACUUGAAAUCUGUCCUGAUAAAAGUUGAUGGCUCUUUUCCUCCAUCUGACAAUGGAUCAUUAAAUGUAAAGGUGAAGAAUGUGCAAGCACAUUCAGUUUUAUUAUCAUGGAAAGUAUCUCAGAACCAGUUUGCCUCCAAUAUAAAAUGGUCCACUACAAUGAAGGUAAAUAGUCCAACUAUUGCAUAUACAGCUAGAGUGCCAUCUGAUGUCAAGAUAUACAACUUAACACAUCUAAACCCAUUAACAGAAUACGAAAUAUGUGUGGACGUUCCCAACAUUCAGAAACAGAAUUUCAAGAAAUGUGUCAAUGUGACAACGACAGGCUUAGACCUAGCAGUGCAGAUGAAGGGAAAAUGGAAUCACAAUGCAUUAAUUGCAACGCUGGGUGCAAUAAUGGGAGUAACUUUUCUUGCUAGCCUUCUAUUAUAUGUGGUUCUGAAGAGCAACUGUAUUUUUGGAAGCAGGUACUUGAGAAAUCAACAGUCAAAUAAGUCGACAGUUUCUAUUGACGACACCACGUAUUCCCCACUGACAAAUCUCUGGGUUUCCAGAAAAGAGGCGGGGGCAGCAGUAGAAGUGAAAGCUACGGUGAUAGACAUUUCGAACAAUUUCUUAUAAAGAAAUAAGAUGUUUUAAUUUUAUAUUUAAGGAAAGAUUAACUUUAAGAGUAUAAAGCACAAGACUCUACUGAAUGCGUGUGCUUAUGCAACUCUCAAAACAUCUUUCUUGAAGAUUUUAAUACAGAUACAUCUGGUUCACCUGUAAUGAUUAAGGAUUUCACUGGUUUCCGGUAUCAUUUUUCCUAAAAGGUGACAGAAAAUGAAAAGUCUCAGAAGCUACUGUUUGAAACAUUAUUUAUAAAAUCACUUAAUGUGAUAUUCCUGGUUACUUACCAUAUGAUAUGGUGCAAAUGGAAUAAAGGAAACAAGAAAGAUUUGUCUCUGUUACUGACUGUUAUAUAUGUAAAGAAUAGUGGAACUACCCUAGUGGUCCUGAGCAAUACCCUCUGUGCUGUAUUACGUACAUAGGCAAGUUAGAGUGCCAAAUGUGGUCUUUAUAAUGGCGAUAUAUCAGUAGAAUAUAGGAUAGCAGUGACUAUGAUGUGGAAAACAAAAGGUUUUUAUGAAAAAAUACAUUUUUUGAUUUAAAUAAAAA
Erpetoichthys calabaricus (reedfish) is the source of this 3365-nucleotide messenger RNA. Its product is annotated as leucine-rich repeat neuronal protein 3-like. The transcript has 2 exons. Gene Ontology annotation, molecular function: protein binding. The record is from RefSeq and is a predicted model, not a curated record. NCBI's taxonomy places the organism in Eukaryota, Metazoa, Chordata, Cladistia, Polypteriformes, Polypteridae. Bases 696 to 2828 code for a protein of 710 amino acids.